AUGAUUUUUCUCACAUCAAAAGAACACCCCCAAUAUUCCGAGGUUAUCACGUGUGCCCCUUCAUCACAACAUAGCAGUGACUUCAAGGUCGUCAUAUCUCCCUCAACACCAAAAGAACAUCACAGCGAGGGCACCUAUGUUGGAAGAGGACAAUCCGGGGCAUGUCAGAUGGGGCCAGAAUUCCCACCUGUUGCUACCCAUCCUCGGAUCAAGAGCCUGGUGGCUAUAAACGCAGAACAGUACUCUGGAUCUCUUGCAUGUGGCAUGUGCUUCAGGGUGCUAGGUACAGGUGUGGGUACUGGAUCAGAUCCUAUAAAAGGAGACUUCUACGUCUUCGUCAACGACAUAUGUCCGGAAUGUAAAGAAGGCGACAUUGACCUCGCGGAGGAAGGUGAUGGAAGUUGGGAGGUGGAGAUUCAGGCUGUACAGUGUCCGGUCGGAAACACCAAGAUAGAAUAUAAGUUCCAAGGAAGCAAUGCAUGGUACAUCAAGCUCCAGGUCAGGAACGCAAGGCUCCCAGUCAACUCCAUUCUGGUUGAUCGCGAUGGACGACCAGAGCCCAUGAAGCACACGUCAGAUGGGUUCUGGGAAUUAAGUGAUGGACUCAUAGAACUCCCCAUCAAGCUGGAAAUGACUUCAAUCAACGGGGAAUCCAUCCGUGACAUCAUAACCGGUAUAGAAAACGAUGUUGUCAUACAAGGAGAAAACGGGGUUCAGUUCAAUCGUGACAACCGCCUUCCUCAUGCUUGAACCUGUGAUGCCCGAAUACACGCGAGUACAGUAGUGUUACAAUCUCAGUGUAUCAUGACGCUAGUACAGUGGUACCGUCACCGUCAUGAACUACUCGUACUACUCUGAAUCUCCUUAGUCACAUCUGGUAAUAAAUUACACUAAUGUCACAAUAUCCUGAA
Messenger RNA from Haliotis rubra (blacklip abalone), 911 nucleotides. Its product is annotated as expansin-YoaJ-like. The record is from RefSeq and is a predicted model, not a curated record. NCBI's taxonomy places the organism in Eukaryota, Metazoa, Mollusca, Gastropoda, Lepetellida, Haliotidae. The transcript is spliced from 6 exons. Bases 1 to 750 code for a protein of 249 amino acids.